Molecule: messenger RNA, 1032 nt
Organism: Nicotiana tabacum (common tobacco)
Lineage: Eukaryota; Viridiplantae; Streptophyta; Magnoliopsida; Solanales; Solanaceae
Source: RefSeq, a predicted model, not a curated record
AUGGAGGACAGAGGCAAGGUGGUGAGAAUUUGGGGCAACAGAAUCAGCAAUAUAGACCAGCAUAACAGCAGUACAAUAAUAGCAGCAAUCCUGGAACUAUGCGACCACAGGGUCAAGUUGUGCCUUACCAAAGGAAUGCUGCAACAACUGAUUGGGUCCAAUGGAAAAAUGCAAGAGAGAGUGGACUCAUAUGAAUCAACAAUAAAAGGCAUUGAGAUUCAAUUAGGACAGAUUUCGAUGGCUCUAAAUAAUCAUCCCCAAGGGACGUUAUCGGCCGAUACGCAAGUUAAUCCAAUAGAGCAGGGCCCGAAACAGCUUAUGGCAGUAAGUCUAAGAAAUGGUAGAGACCUAGAUCUUGAGCAAGAAAUUGCUCGCGAAAGCCGACCAACUAAAACACUUGUGCCAGUACCCAUUGAGGUAGAUGAUUCAACAAGGUUAACUGUGGUGACGGUACAACAUGCACAAGAGGGCACAAGCAAAGAAAAAGAGGUUGCAAAGGAGACUGAGGUGAACAUUCCACUGAUUGACGCUUUGAGGGAGAUGCCUGGGUAUGCCAAAAUGAUGAAGGAUUUAAUGUCUCGCAAAUUCAAAUUCCAAGACCUGACCACUGUUAUACUAACCCAUACCUGUAGUGCAGUAGUGACGAGACCCGUAGCUGAGAAGUUGUCAGACCCAAGAAGUUUCAUAAUCCGAUGCACAAUAAGCAGCUAUGCUUUUGCUAAAGCAUUGUGUGAUUUGGGGUCAAACAUAAACUUAAUGCCAUUGGCUAUCUACAAAAGGUUAUGCAUUGGAAAAGCAAGACCCACAUCCAUGUUACUACAGCUAGCCGACCGGACAGUGAAGAGGCCAUCAGAUAUCCUUGAUGAUGUACUAGUGCAGGUUGGAAAAUUUGUGUUUCCAGCAGAUAUUGUCAUUCUGGACUGCCGGGUUGACGAGGAGAUUCCCAUAAUUUUGGGAAGACCAUUCUUUGCCACUGGGAGAGCACUGAUUGAUUGUGAAACUAGAGAGCUAAAAAUGAGAUUGAAUGAUUAA